UUUUCUCCUUUUUUAUAUAAAAAAUUCUAAAAAAUGAAGUCCAUCGGAUUUGUACUUUGUAACAAGAUUCAGAAGGCAUCAAUAAUUACAACAAAUCGGCUUUAUAAUCGUUAAUGCCCAUUUGACCCACGCCAAAGUCCAAGAAACUCUUCAUGCAAUCGGCCAAGACAUGCCUCAUUUCUCAAGCAUGCUCAACCUAAUCUCCCUCCUCCGCCGCCGCCUCCGUCGCCCUUCCAAACCCCGCAUCACCGUCAGCCGCCGCAACCCUGACUCCGCCGCGACCUCCCCGGCUGCAUCUCCACCGCACUACGGCAACGGCUCCUCCGCCGCGGCGGUUCACCCCAAACCCCACAGACCCAUCCGCCUCGCCACCUUCAACGCCGCCUUGUUCUCCAUGGCCCCCGCCGUCCGCACUCCGACCCGAGACCCCGAAGACGCUGAAUUUACGGGCUUGCCACUCCGGUCAAAGUCAACUCUUGACCGCCCCAAGAGCAUACUCAAGCAGUCUCCUCUUCAUCCCACGAGCGAUCAUAAUCUCUCGGCGAGGAGAGAGAGAUUCGCCAGAUCGAGGCUGAGGGUGUCGAUCAAUCUGCCGGACAACGAGAUCAGCCGGCAGCUGAGUUUCCGGGGAGACGACCGAGACGCCGCCGGGAGAACGAUGAAUUCGCAGGUACGGUCGACGGUGUCUUUCUCCGGCGAGAGAGAGGGGAGCAGCAGGAGAACGGUCCUGGAAGUGCUGAGGGAGGUGGAAGCGGACGUGUUGGCACUGCAGGACGUGAAGGCGGACGAGGCCGACGAAAUGCGGCCGCUGUCGGAUCUGGCGGCGGCGCUCGAAAUCAUUAAACUUGUUGGAUGGUUUGGCUCUUCCGUCCAUAAGAUCUUCGACGACUCCGAUUUCAGAAACGUGCUGAAAGCGACCAUAGAUGUUCCAGUGACGGGGGAAGUGGAGUUCCACUGCACACAUCUUGAUCACUUGGAUGAAAACUGGAGGAUGAAGCAGAUUGAUGCUAUCAUCCGAUCCAGCAAUGGAGUUCCUCACAUCCUCGCCGGUGCUCUUAAUUCUCUCGACGAAACCGACUAUUCUCCCGAGAGAUGGACUGACAUCGUCAAGUACUAUGAGGAGAUGGGUAAGCCAGUGCCGAGAGCUGAAGUGAUGAGAUUCUUAAAGAGCAAAGAGUACACAGACGCUAAGGAUUAUGCAGGAGAGUGUGAAUCGGUAGUUGUGGUGGCAAAAGGCCAAAGUGUGCAGGGGACGUGCAAAUACGGGACAAGAGUGGACUACAUAAUGGCCUCGCCCGAGUCUCCGUACGAGUUCGUGCCCGGGUCGUACUCGGUCUUGUCCUCAAAAGGAACCUCCGAUCAUCACGUCGUUAAGGUCGAUCUCCUCAAAUCCGUAAGAAACGUCGAACACACAGAUGGUAACGUCCGGCAGAGAAAUCACGGUCAACAAAGAGUUGUGAAGAUUAAGGCUGACGACUCUUCUCCCGCAAAGGGCAUAUGGAGGACCUAAUUAAUCAAAUUGUUAAAUUUCGUUGCAGAUUUCUUAGUUCAUUUAUAGACCAUUGUUUCCAAUUUUCCACGUGUUCCAGCAUUCAUGUCGUGCCUGUAUAUAUAUAUAUAUAUUUUCCA
Tarenaya hassleriana is the source of this 1629-nucleotide messenger RNA. RefSeq lists its product as uncharacterized. The transcript has 5 exons. NCBI's taxonomy places the organism in Eukaryota, Viridiplantae, Streptophyta, Magnoliopsida, Brassicales, Cleomaceae. Bases 170 to 1510 code for a protein of 446 amino acids. The record is from RefSeq and is a predicted model, not a curated record. Gene Ontology annotation, cellular component: endoplasmic reticulum. Gene Ontology annotation, biological process: GPI anchor biosynthetic process.